Caretta caretta (loggerhead turtle) is the source of this 4710-nucleotide messenger RNA. The record is from RefSeq and is a predicted model, not a curated record. Lineage: Eukaryota; Metazoa; Chordata; Testudines; Cheloniidae.
CGGAAAGCUAUUAUAGAUCAUGUCUCAGACUCCUUCUUGGAUACCACUGUUCCACUUCUAGUUCUCAUUGAGGCUGCUAAAAAUGGAAGAGAAAAGGAAAUAAAGGAAUAUGCUGCUAUAUUUCAAGAACACACCAGCAGGCUUGUGGAGGUGGCUAAUCUUGCUUGUUCACUAUCAACUAAUGAAGAUGGAAUUAAAAUUGUCCAAAUGGCAGCUAAUCACAUAGAGACUUUGUGCCCACAGGUUAUUAACGCAGCUUUAGCUCUUGCUGCCAGACCAAAAAGCCAGGUGGUAAAAAACAGCAUGGAAAUAUAUAAGAGCACAUGGGAGAAUCGCAUACAUGUUCUUACUGAAGCUGUGGAUGACAUUACAAGCAUUGACGAUUUUCUUGCUGUAUCAGAAGGCCACAUUCUGGAGGAUGUAAACAAGUGCAUCCUUGCACUGAGAGAACAGGCUGCUGAUGAUUUAGACCGUGCAGCCGGUGCCAUCCGAGGGCGUGCUGCAAGGGUGGCUCAUGUUGUCUCUGGUGAAAUGGAUAGUUAUGAGUCUGGGGUUUACACUGGAGGAGUGAUGAAAAAUGUUCAAUAUCUGACAAAUACUGUGAUUCCAGAGUUUGAUACUCAAGUCAAUAUUGCACUGGAGGGUUUAAGCAGGAACACAAUGCAUAAGUUUGAUGACAGUCAAUUUGUGGACAUCUCAAAGAAGGUCUAUGAUACAAUUCAUGACAUCAGAUGUUCAGUCAUGAUGAUUCGGACGCCAGAGGAAUUGGAAGAUAUAUCGGACCUUGAAGAAGACUACGAUGCACACAGUCGUACCAGUGUUCAAACUGAAGGGAAAACUGACAGGGCUAAGAUGACUCAGCUGCCAGAGGCUGAAAAAGAAAAGAUAGCUGAGCAAGUGGCUGACUUCAAGAAAGUCAAAAGGAAGCUUGAUGCAGAGAUUGAAAUAUGGGAUGACACCAGCAAUGACAUCAUAGUUUUGGCUAAGAGGAUGUGUGUGAUUAUGAUGGAGAUGACAGACUUCACAAGGGGCAGAGGCCCACUGAAGAAUACAUCUGAUGUGAUCAACGCAGCAAAGAUGAUUUCAGAGUCUGGAUCCAGGAUGGAUGUGCUGGCGCGACAGAUUGCUAACCAGUGUCCAGACCAAUCAUGUAAACAAGAUGUAUUGGCUUACCUGGAACAGAUCAAGCUCUAUUGUCACCAGCUCAAAAUCUGCAGUCAAGUUAAAGCAGAAAUUCAGAAUCUCGGUGGAGAGUUCAUCAUGUCUGCUUUGGAUAGUGUCACUUCACUAAUUCAGGCUGCCAAAAACUUAAUGAAUGCUGUGGUGCAGACAGUGAAGAUGUCCUAUAUUGCCUCCACUAAGAUCAUCAGAAUUCAAAGUCCUACUGGCCCACGACAUGCUGUUGUGAUGUGGAGGAUGAAGGCUCCAGAAAAGAAGCCCCUGAUUAAAAGAGAGAAGCCAGAGGAAAUCUAUGCAGCUGUCAGAAAAGGUUCUGCUAAGAAAAGAAUCCAUCCUGUUCAAGCUAUGAGUGAAUUUAGAGGAAGAGCAAUAAUCUAAAAUUACUAUUCUGCCACUGUGCACAUUUCAUACCUUGCAACUGCUCAUAUGGCAUCUUUAUUUUUCCACUUGUUUAAUUCUAGAAGUAUGCUAAUGUUUGGAAAUGCUCUUCUUUUUGUAUGUUUAACAUUAGCGGUAGCGUAUUUCAUCUUUAAAAACAGAUAUUUAAAAUGCAGAUUUGAUUAGUUAAUAGUAUACCAUUUAAAAUAACCUUUUAAAAAUCAUCUUAUGUUAUUGCUCACUCUUUACAAUGCCUUUUUUUUUUUGCAGCUGAGCAUUUUGAAUGAUAGGUUAGGAUGCUGUGUUAUAACAAGAGUUAGCCUUCAUGUAAUUGAAAGGCAAGGCACAAGUAGUCAACUUCAUCACUGGUGUAACUCUCUUGACUACAGUGGGGGUUACACCAAAGAUGAAUGUGGCCUGACAGUUUUAUAUUCAGAGCGCUUUAUGACAUACAGGCUUCUAUGGGUAGGAUAUAUUGGGCCAUCUCCUUAGCUGGCCUAAAUCAAAGGAAAUGUACUGAGUUACACCACAUAGGGAUCUAGCCCAUUCACUUAUCUAAAUUGAAAGACAUUUUAAAAGAUUUUUCUUCAUAAACAUUAGGUAUAAACAAAAAUGGAAUAAAAGUUUUAAAAUAUUUGACAGAACAAAAGGUGGAUUGUAACAAUGGGGGUUGUAAUAAUAUAAUAUAAAAUAGAGCUGAUUGUAAUGAAACUAUAGCAAUAGUAAUAACUCUAAAAUUUAAAGAGCUCUUUGAAACUUUUAUAUUAAUCCACAUUCUGCUUCCUGGCCUGCUCUAUGAUUGUCACUCAUCUUCGUAAGUCCUAAUAAAUCAGGUAAUAACAAAAUUAUUUUAGAUUAUUUUGUUAAAAGAAAGAAAAGAAAUAAUGGUAAAAAUGAUACAAAGAAACAUAUGACUGGUCCUGACAUCAAGGAGAGGUGUAAAUGUUCAGGAAGUACCCUAUAAAUAUCAGUCUUUGCAAGAAGAAAAGGAGUACUUGUGGCACCUUAGAGACUAACCGGUGCCACAAGUACUCCUUUUCUUUUUGCGAAUACAGACUAACACAGCUGUUCCUCUGAAACCAGUCUUUGCAAGAUAACUGCAGUGGAUUAAACUACGUGUCCAUGGCACCAAACAGCACAACUAAAUUAGUUGUAGCCAGCUUGCUAAAUUACUUUAUUUCAAAGUAUGCCAUGAAGCUAAAAAUGGUGUUAAUUGUUAAAAUUAUCACCUUAUUCCUAUAAAACAUUGAGUGAAAUAAACUAUUUUCAAGCAAAUGCAAAUCUUAGCCUAUGUUCACAAUGAAUUUGUGACCAUGAGCUGAAGUGAGUCAUACAGCUACAUAGCCAGGAGCUUCCCUUCCUGCCCAGUCAUCCACAUGCCUCACCCUAUGUCCUAGGCAUCAGUACUUAGCUAAAACACCUUUGGCUAAAAGGAUUGGUGGUCCACCUCCUCCCGUCGCUGUGUGUUAGUGUCUGCCUAGGAAUCCCCUCUCAUUCCACACCUUCAUGAUGAAUAAGAUCGCUGCUUCUUCCUCAAGCAGAUUUUUCCGGAAGCCAAACACUAUGUCUGCUGCCUAUCCACACUUUAUUAAAAUGUUACAGAGAACAGGAUGAGCCAGUUCCUUUCCCCCAUAGGGGAGGAUGGUCAGGGAAAAUAUUCCCCCCACCUUCUGAAGCCAUCUUGUAACUAAGCUCAGGGUCAUGACACAUCAUAACCCCAAGGGUGUUUGCUAAGCACCCCCAUUAGUACUCUAGCAAACAGUUACUAGGGAUAAUGAGGUUUGUUGUCUCUCAGAUUAGUUACUUAGGCCCAGAUUCUCAAAGGUAUUUAGGUGCCUAACUCACAUGAGGAAGGUGGCUAAAUAUCUUUGAGAAUCUGGGCCCAGGUGGCUACAGAGAUGAAAGAGGUAUGGGGAGGCUGGCACAGGCUUGCCUCUUCACCCCCUCAAAGCAUUUAAUGGUGUGGAGAGCAGCCCAUAGCACUUAGCAAGGUGAAUGGGCACCUGCCAUUCCUUGUAGUUCUAGCGAGAAGGGGGUCAGCUGUAUUGGACAUUCUUUGUGGAGUUUUGCAUUUUGGAACUCAAACCUCCAACUGGUAUUUCAGGUUCUCUUCCAGCCCCUGAGAGCAGAACUGUACAAGGUUAAGUUUGUGCAUCUACCACCGGGGGGCGGGGGGUGUCACAGAGUCAUCCGCAUUGUCCUUUCAAUAAAGCCUUUAGGCUCUUUGAGGCAUGCAUUUGUUAUGGGUCACUUUGGUAUCAGAUGUUUGUAAUUAAUCAUGACUUCAGGAAUCACAUUAAUAAUAAAAAGCAUGUGGCACACCCCAAAGAGGAUUUCUCAGAUUUUGUGUGUCCUGAUUAAAGUCUCCAGUACUAGUCACAUGUAGAACAGAUGUUGAGUCACUUUAUACAUAUCGCUCUCACAACUACAUACCACACUGAAAUUAAAAGCAUGGCCUGAGAUGGUAGCAUGAAAGUGAGUUUACAAAAAAAAAAAAGUUCUAAUGGGAAACCUGGCAACUUAGCUUCAGAUUAAAAACACUCUUAUUGUUAGUGAAAACAGAUGUUGAAACCUUAGGGCCAGAUUGUACCUACAACCCCAGCUCAUGUUGGAGGCUCUAGCAGAAGCUCUGCAAGGCACUGUGCCUCAAAAGCCAAAAGGACUGCCACACCACCACCCGUUAGGAAAGUGCACUGUUGCUUCUCCUCCCUCCACCCAUUUGCAGUAACUAGAGCCUGCAGAAACACUAGCAGGGAUCAGUCCUUGUACUUGAAAUGCUGGAUGAUACCUCUGGGGUGUGGGAAGGGAGACCAAAAAAAAACCCCUCAUGUCCUCCCAAUUUGCAUACCUGCAUUGUAGCCAUUCACCAUCUGGCCCUUUCUAUGCUCUUGCAACCCUACCAAUCCAAGAAUAUUUGAAGAAAAGGAGUUUUAAGAAAAGAGUAUGUUUUCACUGCUUAUUUUUGUCCACCAUAGUGUCUAAGUCCAUGUUUGCUGGUAUGCUUUACUUUUAAAAUACACAGGCAGUGUGCCCACACAUGCUUAAUAAGAAGAGCAUCAUGGAGAAAAGAUUGGCAGGUAUAUUUAUAGACUGCAAGUACCAAAAAGAGAUGAGUUUUUAAUCUAUGUGCUUUAUUUGAUGUAAGUUACAGUU